AUGCGAGGAGAACUAGUCAUCCUAACUACAAAAGAUGGAGAUGCAACCAACGGACAAGCCGAUGCAACUACGGGCAUCAAACGAUCAACUAGAAGCAUCCCAACACAGUCGAUUGAGGAUUUAGAGCUGAUGUCCCAGAAAUGUCGACACCAUCCUUCAACUUCGCAUACAACUCGUGUAUUCUCACUUUCGAAAAACUUUUCCGAUAAUAAAACAGAACAUGCAGAUCUUCGUCGGACGCUAUCACAAACUGCCCGAGCAUUUUGCUUAAUUGCUAUCAAUGUUGCUGCUGAUGAUGAUCAGAGUCCUUAUUAUGGAGGCCACAACUCUCCCUACCACCCAGCUCCACAGGCGGCGCCACCCACACAUGAACAUGAACAUGAACCUCACCCACCCUAUCUCUAUAAAUCUCCUCCUCCUCCAUCUUCAUAUAUUUACAAGUCUCCACCACCUCCUCCAUAUUAUUAUAAGUCUCCUCCUCCACCUUCUCCUUCUCCACCACCUCCAUAUAUCAACAAAUCUCCUCCUCCUCCCUCUCCCUCUCCACCCCCACCAUCACCUUCACCACCUCCACCAUAUAUUUACAAGUCUCCUCCUCCACCAUCACCUUCACCACCACCUCCAUAUUUCUACAAGUCUCCUCCACCACCAUCCCCAUCACCACCACCUCCUUAUAUCUAUAAAUCACCACCACCACCAUCUCCAUCACCACCACCACCAUAUGUCUACAAGUCUCCACCUCCUCCAUCACCUUCACCACCUCCUCCAUAUAUUUACAAGUCACCACCUCCACCUUCUCCGUCACCUCCUCCACCAUAUAUUUACAAGUCUCCACCGCCACCUUCACCUUCACCUCCUCCUCCUUACAUUUACAACUCUUCACCGCCUCCACCAAAGCAAGGCUAUCUCUACACUUCACCUCCACCUCCUAAGUAUUAA
Messenger RNA from Arachis ipaensis, 939 nucleotides. RefSeq lists its product as uncharacterized. Lineage: Eukaryota; Viridiplantae; Streptophyta; Magnoliopsida; Fabales; Fabaceae. The record is from RefSeq and is a predicted model, not a curated record.